This is a messenger RNA of Phycomyces blakesleeanus NRRL 1555(-), 906 nucleotides long. RefSeq lists its product as hypothetical. Bases 1 to 906 code for a protein of 301 amino acids. Lineage: Eukaryota; Fungi; Mucoromycota; Mucoromycetes; Mucorales; Phycomycetaceae. The transcript has 2 exons. The record is from RefSeq and is a predicted model, not a curated record.
AUGAUGAAUAAUAACAGACUUGCUACUGCUACUGUCACUAUCACUUCCACUCCCACUCCUGCUACUAGCAAGACCACUUGCCAGACCACUGACUCCAAAGUAUAUGGCGUUAGAUCAGACAAAAGAGAUAUAGCUCUUGUCAAAUGUCUCAUUGUCAAGUAUCCAGAGCAUCUUCCUUGUGGUGAGGUCAUCUCUGACUGGGAUGAGAUUCAAGACCUUGUUAAUGCGGCUGAUAAAGAUCUGAAGAGCAUUUCUAUGCCUACAGUAAGAAGAAGAUAUACCCAGUUUGUUGGAAAUUAUCAAGCUAGACAGAGACAAGAAAGAAGAAUAACAGGAGCAUACGAGAAGUUCUCAGUUCUUGAGCAGCUUCUUACGGACCUCAUGGAAGUUGAAGACAAGUUUGAAUUUGCGGAGGCUGAGAAAGAAAAGAAAAAGGAGUUGGAGACGUCUAGAAGACUGCAAAAAGAAAGUGUAGUAAAAGACAGAGCCACAAUGUUCAGAAUAAUUGUCACUGACAUCAAUUCAGCAAGAAAGAGACAGAAGACCACCAAUACUGCUUCCACUCAUGUUGCUUCUGGUUCCUCUCUAUUUGCCAGUCUUGUCCCUCCUUCUCAUGUUGCUCUUAUAACAUCCAUUUCUAGACAUGCAGUAGCAAUGCCUCCAAUUGCUAUGGAUUGCGUAGAAAGGAUUGUUUAUAUCUUUAAUAAAGGACCGUCCAUUCUCUUGGAGAAAGUUGAGGAUGACAAAGUGCUUGGUGCCAUAAACAGGUUAGAGAUCAAGGUUGACAAUAAGAUCACAGUGAUAUACGAUGAGAUUCAAACAGUUAAUAAGCAAAUUGAGACAAUGGAGAAGAACUUGACAAAGAAAAUAGACAUGCAAUCGCAGCUCAUCCAAGCUCUUCUGUGA